AUGUCGUCUACUGAUAUUGCUACUCGAGAGCUGAAGAACCCUAUCGAUGUCGCUGAGUACCUUUUCAAGCGUCUCCGCGAGGUCGGUAUCAAGGCUAUACACGGUGUCCCUGGUGACUUCAACCUCGUCGCUCUUGACUACCUCCCCAAGUGCGACCUCGACUGGGUUGGUAACUGCAAUGAGCUCAAUGCCGGUUACGCCGCUGAUGGUUACGCUCGUGUGAACGGAAUGGGUGCCAUUGUCACCACUUUCGGUGUCGGAGAGCUGUCUGCCAUCAACGCCCUCGCCGGUGCCUACUCUGAGUUUGUCCCAGUUGUCCAUAUUGUCGGUAUGCCCACCACCGCAUCUCAAAAGAGUGGACUUUUGCUCCACCACACUCUCGGAAACGGCGACUUCGGUGUCUUCGCCAAGAUGAGCAAGGAAGUCUCCUGCUACGUGGCCUUGCUUAACGACCCUCUUAACGCUGCCACCCUCAUCGACAGUGCUAUCCGCGAAUGCUACCUGCAAAGUCGUCCCGUCUACAUUGGUCUCCCCACUGAUAUUGUUGAAGCCAAGGUCGAUGGUGACCGUCUGCUCACUCCCCUCGACUUGGACGAGCCCGACAACGACUCUGAGAAGGAGGACUACGUUGUUGACGUUGUCCUCAAGUCUCUCCACGCUGCCAAGCACCCCGUCAUCCUUGUUGACGCUUGUGCCAUCCGUCACCGUGCCCUUGAUGAGACCCGCCAUCUGAUCGAGGCCUCUGGCCUCCCUACAUUUGUUGCCCCCAUGGGUAAGGGUGCCGUUGAUGAGACCCACCGCAACUACGGCGGUGUCUACGCUGGUGACGGUUCUAACGCCGGAGUCCGUGAGGUUGUCGAGUCCUCCGACCUUAUCCUCAGCAUCGGUGCCAUCAAGUCUGACUUCAACACAACUGGUUUCACCUACCGUAUUGGUCAGCUAAACACCAUCGACUUCCACAGCAACUACGUCCGCGUCCGCUAUUCAGAAUACCCCGGCAUCAACAUGAAGGGUGUUCUCCGCAAGCUUGUCAAGAAACUCGGCAAACUUAACAUUACCCCCACCCCUAAGCUCACCAACGCUCUCCCCGAGGAGGAGCUGAACUCCACCAACCAAGAGAUUACACACGCUUGGCUGUGGCCCUCUGUUGGCCAAUGGAUGAAGGAAAAGGACAUUAUUCUCACUGAGACUGGUACCGCCAACUUCGGAAUCUGGGAGACUCGCUUCCCCGCUGGUGUCACUGCGAUCAGCCAGGUUCUUUGGGGUUCCAUUGGUUACGCCCUUGGUUCUACCCAGGGUGCUGCUUUGGCCGGAAAGGAGCAAGGCCGCCGCACUAUCCUCUUCAUUGGUGACGGUUCCACUCAAUUGACCGUCCAAGAGAUCAGCACAAUGAUCAAGGGCAAGCUCAACCCCAUCAUUUUCGUCAUCUGCAACGACGGAUACACUAUUGAGCGAUGGAUUCACGGUUGGGACUCUGUCUACAACGACAUCCAGCCCUGGGACUUCCACGGUAUCCCGAAGGUUUUCGGUGCCACCGAUGACAACUACAAGGGAUACCGCAUCAAGACCCGCGAGGAGCUUAACACAUUGUUCGCCAACGAGGAGUUCAACUCUGCUUCCAAGCUUCAACUGGUCGAGCUGUACAUGCCCCGGGAUGAUGCUCCCAAGGCUUUGCAGUUGACUGCCUCAGCUGCCGCCGAGCGGAACGCCUCCCAAUAA
This is a messenger RNA of Penicillium taxi, 1719 nucleotides long. Its product is annotated as alpha-keto acid decarboxylase family protein. Gene Ontology annotation, molecular function: thiamine pyrophosphate binding; magnesium ion binding; carboxy-lyase activity. The transcript has 2 exons. The coding region runs from base 1 to 1719 and encodes 572 amino acids. The record is from RefSeq and is a predicted model, not a curated record. Lineage: Eukaryota; Fungi; Ascomycota; Eurotiomycetes; Eurotiales; Aspergillaceae.